GGUAACAAAACGACAACAAGCCGGAAGUGGAUAUGGAAACCUGAGGUUCAGAGAACCUCUCGCACCUCCCCCACUCAUCUCUGCGACUCCUCAGCUUGUUCCUCCUCCUUCCUUGGAGAAGAAUGCAUCUCCUCCAGAUUCCGCCCAAUUUCCCUCUUCCCGUAUCAAGAAUCCCGACAAUUGAAGGAUUUCUUGCUCCAAAAGCCCCGUUUCUUUUUCCCACGAGCACACAGUUAGCUACAACCCGAGGUCAUGAGUGGUUUGCUCGGUUGUCUAACGCACAGCCACGCCAGGGUCUUAGGUCCAUCAUUACAAGAGCUACCCCAGCCAGAGCUGGUGCCUCAGUAGUAUCUGCAGACAUGGCUAAGAAAGAUGUACUGAAAGCCUUGUCCCAAAUCAUUGAUCCUGAUUUUGGGACGGACAUUGUUUCAUGUGGUUUUGUAAAGGAUUUGACUUUUGAUGAAACACUGAAAGAGGUUUCAUUCAGGUUGGAGCUCACAACACCUGCAUGCCCAAUCAAGGACAUGUUUGAACAGAAGGCCAAUGAGGUUGUUGCAGCACUACCUUGGGUUAAAAAAGUCAAUGUGAAAAUGUCAGCACAACCAGCAAAACCAGUUUUUGCAGGGGAACUUCCCAAGGGAUUACAGAGUAUUUCAAAUAUUAUAGCUGUUUCAAGCUGCAAGGGAGGUGUAGGGAAGUCUACCAUAGCUGUAAACCUUGCUUAUACGCUAGCUGGUAUGGGAGCUAGGGUUGGCAUUUUCGAUGCUGAUGUUUAUGGCCCAAGUUUGCCAACAAUGGUUUCCCCUGAAAAUCGCUUGUUAGAAAUGAACCCAGAAACAAGAACCAUACUUCCAGCUGAGUAUCUGGGUGUCAAGUUGGUAUCUUUUGGAUUCACUGGACAAGGCCGUGCGAUAAUGCGGGGUCCAAUGGUUUCAGGAGUCAUCAAUCAGCUACUCACUACGGCUGAGUGGGGAGAGCUAGACUACCUUAUUAUUGAUAUGCCUCCUGGAACUGGUGAUAUUCAGCUCACACUAUGCCAGGUUGCUCCACUAACUGCAGCUGUUAUAGUUACUACGCCUCAGAAACUAGCAUUCAUUGAUGUUGCAAAAGGAGUUCGUAUGUUUUCAAAGCUUAAGGUCCCAUGUGUUGCGGUAGUUGAGAACAUGUGCUACUUUGAUGCUGAUGGAAAACGCUACUACCCCUUUGGUAAAGGUUCUGGUACUCAGGUUGUCCAGCAAUUUGGAAUACCACAUCUCUUUGAUCUUCCCAUCAGAUCAACUCUAUCAGCUUCUGGAGAUAGUGGAACGCCUGAAGUGGUGGCUGACCCACAAGGUGAUGUAGCCAAGAUAUUCCAAGAUCUUGGAGUUUGUGUUGUGCAGCAAUGUGCCAAAAUUCGCCAACAAGUUUCAACAGCAGUAUCUUAUGAUAAAUCUAUCAAAGCUAUCAGAGUGAAAGUGCCAGAUUCAGAUGAUGAAUUUUUACUGCAUCCUGCAACAGUUAGACGGAAUGACCGCUCUGCCCAAAGUGUGGGACUUAAUAACUUGGACCCUAAUGGACGACCUAGCAAAUGACUUGAAGUUCAAUAGUGCUCAUAAGCACAUGAAUUGGUCAUGUAAGAGUUGUAAAAAAGAAGAAUUCAAAAUUCAAUCCCUUGAGACCUGGAGGUAAGAAUAUCAAAGAAACAUCUGACCUUGUUGGCUUACCUAUAUGCCAAUGCUUGAGACAGAUCAUUAAUAAAUUAUCCUUGUAAGUUGUAACUAUGUGCAGUUUAGAAGAUGCCCAUUCAUGACAAAAUGCUGUCAAUAAAUGCUAUGGAUAACACUUAUUGAAUGACCAAUAUGUUAUCUAAUAGGCUAUCUGGCAUGUGGCUUUCUUUUCUGUCCAUUUUACUUUGAUCCAAGGGAACAAGAGCCCAUGAAGCUGCACCAAAAGGAUUGAGAACAUCAAUUAUGGGGAACCUAGGACCCCCUAAUUCUGAGGAAUCCAAAAAUUAUGCCAUCUAGUGCUUUAUCCAAAGCCUCGAGCAUUUUUACAUCUUAAGUUGUGAAGUUGGAUAUUUUCAUGCGCUAGAUGUGCUUCCAACUUUUGUGAGUAUAUUUUGCAAACUCAAACUUCAAGGAACACCAUCU
This is a messenger RNA of Elaeis guineensis (African oil palm), 2129 nucleotides long. RefSeq names its product fe-S cluster assembly factor HCF101, chloroplastic. Lineage: Eukaryota; Viridiplantae; Streptophyta; Magnoliopsida; Arecales; Arecaceae. Gene Ontology annotation, cellular component: chloroplast stroma. Gene Ontology annotation, biological process: iron-sulfur cluster assembly. The record is from RefSeq and is a predicted model, not a curated record. Gene Ontology annotation, molecular function: ATP binding; 4 iron, 4 sulfur cluster binding; ATP-dependent FeS chaperone activity.